AUGGUGGAGAUGGAAGCCAAAGCGGAUGCUAAUAAAAGGAAAAUCAGGCAGCCACCUUCGGUUCCAUUCCUAUGGGAGGUGAGGCCUGGAAUAGCAAAGAAAGAUUGGAAACCGGCGGAUUUUUCAGUUACUCCGACAACGUUACCACCUCCAACUCCAACUCCGAUCAAGCUUAUAGCUUCGGUACCCUUUAAUUGGGAGGAAAAGCCCGGUACUCCGUUGCACAGCUUCUCACAGCCAGCGGUGGAGCCGGCGACUCUGCCUCCACCUCCAGCUUACUCUCCGGCUCAUUUCAAUGGCUGCAUCAAAAAUGAUGAACAAGAGGCGUUCGAAAUGGAGCUGGAAGCAUUUGGUUUCAAAACAGAUGAUGCCUUUAGCUCUCCUCCAUCCACGGCGGUUUCCACCAUUUUUGCAGAGCAGAAAAUUUCCUCCCCAGUUUCGGAAACUGAUAGUGCGAGCAGCUAUGCAACUGGCGCUGCAAGCCUUGCAGGGGCUUCUUUCUUGGAACGCCUGUUUCCACUGCUUUCACCUCGUUCCGGUUUCCUCGAACACGAGUCUCGGGCUCGAAUAGAUUUCGAGCUCGAGACUAAUUACACCGUAGUCAUACGGAGGCCACCGACACUUGAAGAGCUGAUAAUGAUGAGCCGGAGGAGAAGCUAUCAAAGAAAAGCUGCUCAAAUAAGAGAGAAGAAUAUCUCUACGGAAUUUCUCGAGGAAAGAGCUCCUGGAUGCUGCAUCUUCGGAACUGACAUCGUUGAAGGAUUGCAAUUGAAGUUCCAACCAAGACUGAGAUUCUUCUAG
This is a messenger RNA of Hibiscus syriacus, 801 nucleotides long. RefSeq lists its product as uncharacterized. The transcript is spliced from 2 exons. Bases 1 to 801 code for a protein of 266 amino acids. The record is from RefSeq and is a predicted model, not a curated record. NCBI's taxonomy places the organism in Eukaryota, Viridiplantae, Streptophyta, Magnoliopsida, Malvales, Malvaceae.